Messenger RNA from Tachysurus vachellii, 3518 nucleotides. RefSeq names its product CTTNBP2 N-terminal like a (gene cttnbp2nla). The transcript has 5 exons. The coding region runs from base 195 to 1877 and encodes 560 amino acids. Lineage: Eukaryota; Metazoa; Chordata; Actinopteri; Siluriformes; Bagridae. The record is from RefSeq and is a predicted model, not a curated record.
CCAUCGUCAAACUUGUUGCCCACAUCGCUUUCCUAUUGGUCCGUGAUGUUAAAUCCCGCUUGCUUAUUGGCUGUCUGCGAUGUCAAUGAUUGUUAUUCGUUCCCGUUGUCUCUGCAUCACAAAAUGCAGUAUGUAGGUUACGCGUCUUAAACCCAAACUCUGAUGACCAGUGUUAGAAACUGAACAAAGCUGGAAUGGCGCCGACAACGGAGUCCAGGCUGGAUGUUGAUGCUCUGAGUAAGAAAGAUGUGCUGCUGCUCUUCAGUGUGCUGGAGGGAGAACUGGAGGCCCGAGACCUUGUCAUCCAGGCUCUCAGGGCCCAGCGCAGGGAAACGUAUGUGUGGGAGCACUAUGGGAAAUAUGAUCUGAGCGAUCCCUUCAUGGCCCUGCAGAGGGACAACGAGGCUCUUCGGAGCUCUGCUCAGUGCAGAGGAAAUACCACAAGUUGUUCACAGAGACGAGCGACAGACAUCAGGCGCUCUGAUCCACUGACCAUGCUCAGGAUGGUGGUGGGACACUGCAGAAAAAUGCAGGAGAAGAUGCUGAAGCAGCUUGCAGCUGCCGAGAUCAGGCACAGAAGGGUUAUUGCUGAUUUGGAGGAGGAGAAGAGGAGGCAUGCUGAAGAUACAGCUGAAGGAGAUGAUGUCACAUGCAUUUUAGAGAAGGAGCGAGAGCGCCUCCUACAGCUGUUGGAGUUUGAAAAGACAAAGUUAUCCCGCAUGGAGAAAGAAAACAAGCGAUUACAAGCUCAGCUGGAGGAUGAACGUGUACAACAUAAGCAGCUUAUGGGUGCUCUGGGGCGUGAGUGCAAACGCUCGAGUUUGCGUGCCCACGAGGAGGGACAGCGUGCCAGUGAACUUAGUCGCAAACUGGAGCACCAACGUGCCACCAAUCAAACCCUGAGGGCAGAGCUUGAGGAGGAGAAGAAGUGUGCCAUGCAAAUGGAGGCAAGGAGGGAAGAGCUGCUGGCUGAGUUUGAUACAGAAAGGGAGCAGCUGAGUCUGCGGCUGAGACGGGAAGAGGCAUGCAGCAGUGCUCUGCAGGAAGAGGUGGAGAGGCUGAGGGGAGAGAUACGACAGCUCAGCGGAGAGGUCGACAAGGAGGAUCAUAGAAACGAGUUCAGGGAGGUGAGAAAUGGCUCGGUGGAGUUUGGAACAGAAAAAUCAGACAUGAUCCAGCUGAAGAUUAACGGUCAUCAGACACUAGUAGAGGAAAGAGGGAAUGGCUUGAGGCUGAGGAAUGAAAAUGGAGGAGAAAAUCUGGCUUUUCUUUCCAUCCUAAGCACUGACAAUAAUGAACUGACUAAUGGGUCCUCCACUAAUUUAAAUAAUGAGAGUCUCUCAACCUGUGGCACAGGCUCCUCUCCUGAGACAAGCUCAAGCCUACAGGCUGCCUAUCAGGCUGGAAUCCAGCAGCGUUUCCAUGCAGCACGUCACAAAUUUCAGUCCGUUGCUGAGCAAGACCCCCAACUGGGCUCAUCGGUCCCUCAUUCCCCUCGUGACCUUUUACCCUGUGCCACCACAGAUCCUCUAACAGAGUGCAGCAACUCCAAACAGACAGGCUGCAGUACAGUGACUCAGGCUCUCAGCCGCUUUAGCACUAAAACAGCAACCAUACCAAACAGCUCACCUUUUGGCACAGACUACCGUGCCGUGGCCCCAUCCGGAGCACUGUCUCCUGGAAUUCGCUCUCCCACAAUCCCCAGGGUUGAUAGAGGGAUCCCUCCACCCAUCCCCCCUAAGAAACCCGGCCUGGCAGAGACGCCACCCUCCCCUGCUACCCUCAGAGCUGCCCACAUGGCUCAGAUAUUAGCUGGAUGUGGCCGUAAAACAGAAAACAGCAAAGAGCCAGACCUGCUUUUGUCUUCCAGGAGCUAACAUGCACACCGCCAUGGGUUCUGUGAUGGCUUCUGUUUUGUUUUGUUAAAUAAAAAAAAAAUCAUUCACAUAUCUCUUGCUGCCACAUCAUCAUGUUUUUGCCUACUAUAAGAAUUCCAUUAAUCACAGACUUUAUUAUAUGAAAACAUUUAAACGUUUUGUACCGGGCACGCUCUUAUUGGAAAGUAAUCAUUCACUGGUGGUGUGACACCCAGAUUCCAUGCUGAACUGGUUUGUUUUCAUGUAACAUCAUGGCCUGAAGAGUGUGGUUCCAUUUCAACUUGCCAGCAGUAUCAUUUUUUUAUUUAUUAAUGAAAGCUUUAAAAACUGUUUAUAGUUACAUUUAGUGUUGUGGAACAUCUGUGAGUUCCUGUAAUCACUUGUCAUGUUAUUAGCUCUUUAGUCUCUCUCUCUUUCCUUUCUAUUGAACUUAUAAUACAAAAAAACACAGAUUAGAGAGAAAUUGGAAAGUAUUAUGGUUUCAGUCCUGAAGACUUUCACAAAGACUUUUACAAGACCCUGAAUAACUGUUUCCAAGUUGACACUGCUUCUGUAAACAUAAACAUCAGAAACAGCAAACUUAAUCACUGAGAUUCCACUAUAAAAUUCCACAGUGAAUUAGAGUGCUACUAAAGAAAGAAUACCAGAUUAGCUCUAGUGUCUAUCAGUAUAAAAUCAUAUUUUAUGCUAGAGCUGGAACUAUUGUCAGAGCUAUGUUAAAGAAAAAUUAAUAUUUUUUCUGCAAAUUUCAAAGAUUUGUUUUCAAGGUGUACUUUAGCUCUGUUGUCCGUCCAAUGAGACCACCCAAUGUCUGUGUAAACAGAUAAGUUUUAACGCAGUACCUGUGAUUACCAGAAAAAAAGAAAAGGUGAUUAUCUUGACACAGAAUAAAUAUUACUCACACAUAUUUGCCUGCCACAUUAAAAGUGUGCUGAUUAUGGUGUGGGUAAUUAUUAUGUAUUAAUCAUAAAAGAACACACUGAGGGUUUUGUUUUUACUUUAGAUAUAUCGAAGGUCAUAUUCAGUUAGAGGUCAGUUGAGCAUUUAUGCAAAUACCAAUUACUGUGGUUUUAUUCCUAUCAUUUUGUGUGUGCUGUAUAUGCUUGUGUAUUGUAUACGGUUCUUAUCAUUCGGGUUAUAACACAAGGUUUUCUCAAAAGAUUUUUUUUUUGUUAUCUAUUUGUAUUUGUCUCUUUUCUAGUUUAUACACUGUAAUGUAUGUUUGUGACAGUUUGUAUGCAGCAAGCAUGCUUUUAAUUGCUUUUGUAAUCUGUGCAUAUGUAUAUAAAAUAUUAUAAACCAAUUAUUAACUUUUAGAUUCUGCUUUGAUGCUAUCACACAAGGUAGCACUACCAUAUAUUUGGAUGUGUAUGUAUGAUGCUUAUGGUUAUUGGUAUAUUAUUUUAUUUUAUAACCAGUCCAAUAUAUUCCAUAUCAGUGUUAUAUAAUAAUAUAAUGUACUAUAAUUCUAUAUGAUUUAGGAUUGUAUUCCUCUGCAUAUUAAAUACAUAUACUUAGUCAUAGCAUUAAACAUGACCACUUUUAUCAUGAUUUUUUUAUGUUUGUUUCUCCUAAAGCAAGCCACCAGGGGGAAGCAAAUGAUUAGCUGAUGGUAAAGGUUUUUUAGAGUCAGGUAUAACG